AGUCAUAUUGCUUCCAUCAUUGAAGCACAAUAUCAUGUACGAGUAGGUGAGCGUACAAUCAAGACCCGCUUGAGUGGUGGGAUUAGCAAGCGCGACAGUACAGCUACCACUGAUUCUUCUCUACACGGCCGUAUUAAGGAGUUGUUCUUUGAGCGAUGCCUCUCAGAUGCAGAGAUUUUACGUACUGUUCGGUAUGAAGGCUACACAGUCUCUGCACGGGCACUUCGACGGAUCCGUACGGAGCAAGGCCUCGUCCGACGAACAGAUGAAUCUAGUGAGCGUCAACUCCAGGAUGAUAUAGCUACAAAUCACCUACUUGAAGCAUAUAAUGAAGGGACUAUCCAAGGCUACGGACGAGAGCUUUUGUUUGCUCAUAUGCGUGGUGAACUUCUCAUUAUUCCAAGAUACCGGCAACAUAAUAUCUACCGUACGGCUGCACCUGAGGCUAUACAACAACGGAAGAAUGACAUGCAGCGAAGUCGUGGCUCGUACAUGAACCCAGGUCCAGAUCAUUUCUGGUCCGUGGAUGGUUAUAUGAAGCUAGAGCCGUACGGUAUCCGAAUCCAUGCAGCCAUUGACGCGUAUACUCGCUAUAUCAUCUGGGUCUAUAUUGGCAUUGAUACUCGUACGUCAGUCAGUGUUGUAGGACAAUAUAUUGUUGCUGUACAUGAACGGAAGAUUAUCUGCAAUAAAAUUCGUUCCGACCAUGGAUCAGAGACAUCUUUACCUGCUAAAGCCCAAGCGUACGAGCCAGAGAUUGAAGCAACAGAGUGUUGUAUCUUUGGUUCUAGUACAGCAAAUCAGAGAAUCGAGGCUCGGUGGGCACAGCUAAGUAAAUCAUCACUUUUUCGAUAUCAUAGCUACUUCAAAGCCUUGAUGGAAGUAGGAGACUCCUCUAGAGAUAUGAUACCAGAUCAAAAUGCUCUGUACGCUGUUUAUAUGCCUAUGCUUCGGACACAGGUCUCAUCGUACGUAGGUACCUGGAACCAACACAUCAUCCGGAAGCAACCACAGAGGCCAUACGUUGUCUUUGAGGCUUUGAGAUGGCGUCAGGUGGGCUUUGACCCUGAAAAGCCACCAGCAGUACGUCCGGACGAAGCAGCGACCCCUUUUCGUACGAUCUACCUUGGCUUGCGGGAACGGUUGAUAGUACAUAUGAGAUCCUACGCUAAGCCAGAAUUGACACUAUCCGAGGCGCCAACUGGAGCUUUUGAUUGGCUUGAGCCACAGGGAUCAGAGUAG
Messenger RNA from Aspergillus vadensis CBS 113365, 1242 nucleotides. RefSeq lists its product as uncharacterized. Lineage: Eukaryota; Fungi; Ascomycota; Eurotiomycetes; Eurotiales; Aspergillaceae. The transcript has 5 exons. The record is from RefSeq and is a predicted model, not a curated record. The annotation marks the transcript as partial.